Penicillium argentinense is the source of this 2523-nucleotide messenger RNA. Its product is annotated as putative GTPase activating protein (Gyp3). NCBI's taxonomy places the organism in Eukaryota, Fungi, Ascomycota, Eurotiomycetes, Eurotiales, Aspergillaceae. The record is from RefSeq and is a predicted model, not a curated record. The transcript has a single exon. Bases 1 to 2523 code for a protein of 840 amino acids.
AUGGUCACAGAAAAUGGAAACCCUCGAUAUCCGCCCCCUGUGGUUGAAUCGGAGUUGCGCGGCCGCCGGAAGGCCCCUCCACCACCGCGCCUGGAUCCCUUGACCAUUGAUCCAUGCGCGCGAUCUCGAAAACCGUCUCCAAGAUCGUCGCCUCGAUCUCCCCGCUCUCCACGCCAUUACGACCAACAACCGCAACCGCGAGCGCGUUCUCCGUUGCCAUCAGCGCCGCCGAGUGCGACCGAGGACCGCCCAUGGCUGCCUAUGUCGCUCCGUGCGGGCUCGCCCCAGCAGGAGACAAACGAUGACUGGAGACUGCGGCGACCGCCCGUUGCGCGCGCUCCCCCUUUCACGCCACCUCCCGACCCCCACACUCUGAAAUGGUAUACCCGUGAUAACGAUUUCGACCGAUCCAACCACCGAAAGGCCCCGCCAACCCGGGGCGGUCUGCGCAUUUCGAUGUCGACCUCUCGGUUAAAUAGUCGACGCCCGAGAACGCAGGAGUCCCCGGAUCGCCGACAGGAACUCAACACGCAUGGCCUACCGCUCCCGCGUUUUCCCUCCAACGGUCCUGCCGACGAUGAUGCCACCCGAUCCAGCUUCAAUUCCAAUAUCACCUCCCGAUCCAGCAUUGAACAGGCGAGCGGUACUGAGCGCAGCAGUGUGCUCACCAAGAGCAGCUCCAUCACGGAUCUGUCGCCCGACACCCCGGACGCUCCUUACGGGAUGGAUGGGGGGAUGAGUGUGGAAGAUGCCAUCUCAAUGUAUCUGGACGGCUUUAGUGACGUGACAGAGGAGCCCGCCUCACCAAAAUCUCGGGCAGAUAGCAAAGCACCAUCGAUCACGCCUCCGCCUUCGCGAGAUACCAUGUUUGAAGAACCACCCCCUCCAAAGCCGACAUCGCUGGACGAUAUUCCGCCUAUCCCUCCUUUGCCUUCAUCGACCUUGCCCGAAUUUGCACUGUCCGAUCCGGAACCGCAUUCUUUUGUUUCUGAACCCACUGUCUUGGAAUCCACUAUCAGCGAAUCCCUCCCCACAACCCCAUGGCCACAGGCCAACCCCAUGGAGCAAGUAACACCAGAACCUCAGGCUGUAGCUCCAGAGCCAUCUCCCCCCGCACCUUCAUCGCCUCCGUUUCCCCCGUGUCCACCUUCUCAGCCUCAGCCCCAACCACAAUCACCUUCUCACCCUGAAUCACCCCGUCAGCGGCAGCCGUCGAAAAUCAUAAUACCUGGGCCCGUUCCCCCACCCCUCAGUUCUGGAAACGACACGCGGGAUGACUACGGGUUCCGCAAAGCCACGCAAUACGUGACAUUGGAACAAUACGAAGCCUGGAAAGGAUCCUACUCCAACUACACGGCCCACCGGCGCACCAAAUGGUAUGACCUGCUGCAGGAACAUGGGCUGCCCACCACCAAUGUCACUACAUUUCCUGCACAGUCUACCAAAUUGAAGCGCUUUGUACGCAAGGGCAUCCCGUCCGAGCUACGGGGUGCGGCCUGGUUCUGGUAUGCCGGCGGGUACGAGCUCCUGAACCGCAACCUUGGACUCUACGAUCAACUCGUGCAGAAGGUCAUGGCAUCUCCGAGCAAUGAUGACAAGGAGCAUAUUGAGCGAGAUCUUCAUCGUACAUUUCCCGACAACAUGCACUUCAAGCCGGAUGUGGCUGAUGAUGGAAGCUCUGGAAGCAGCAAUUCCCAGCAAAAUGGUCCCGUGGAGACCUCAAUGAUCCAGUCACUGCGUCGAGUCCUUUAUGCCUUUGCACUGCACAACCCCAAGGUGGGAUACACGCAAUCGCUGAAUUUCAUCACGGGUAUGCUCCUCCUCUUUCUCCCUGAGGAAAAAGCGUUUUGGAUGCUGCAUAUCGUGACUUCGGUUUACCUCCCGGGGACCCAUGAAAUCAGUCUGGAGGGAGCGAACAUUGACCUGUGGAUUCUGAUGGUUCUGCUGCGGGACUCGAUGCCGGGCAUCUACUCCAAAAUCGCCAGCAUGGGCGGGACGCAACCCACUCGGGGCAAACUACCUCCCCUGACGGUCAAUUCCCGGCUGCCCGAUAUCACGCUGGGCCUGACCAACUGGCUCAUGAGUGUGUUCAUUGGGACUCUACCAUUGGAAACCACACUGCGAGUGUGGGAUAUUUUCUUCUACGAGGGCUCCAAGACCUUUUUCCGCGUUUCGCUAGCCAUCUUCAAAGCCUGCGAGCGCGAUAUCCUCGCCGUCUCCGACCCGAUGGAAGUCUUCCAGGUGGUGCAAACCGUUCCCAAGAAACUGUUGGAUGCCAACGCUUUGCUCGAAGACUCCUUUGUCCGACGACACCGCGUUGGCCAGGGCCGUAUCGAAGAACUGCGCGCCGCACGACGGACGGCCGUUCGACAAGAGAAGCUGCGACGGUCGGUCGCUUUCAGCAAGGGCCAGAUCCCAUCAGCGACCGACGACUUCACCGUGCGGCCGCGCAACCAGACUCCCCGCGUCGAAGAACGGGUUGUCCACUCCUGGCGCCAACUGAAGCAGCAUGCGUUUCGCUAG